Messenger RNA from Alternaria atra, 3420 nucleotides. RefSeq lists its product as uncharacterized. The coding region runs from base 1 to 3420 and encodes 1139 amino acids. The record is from RefSeq and is a predicted model, not a curated record. NCBI's taxonomy places the organism in Eukaryota, Fungi, Ascomycota, Dothideomycetes, Pleosporales, Pleosporaceae. Gene Ontology annotation, biological process: carbohydrate metabolic process. Gene Ontology annotation, molecular function: hydrolase activity, acting on carbon-nitrogen (but not peptide) bonds. The transcript has 6 exons.
AUGCAGGGCGCAACGAUACAGGCGCCGGGGCUGUCCACGUACCUCAAGUCACUGAAGAGUACUCCUGUAGAUGCCUCUGUUGAGCAUUUUAUCUCACUCCUCAAGCGACGGCAGAUACGAAAUUCGAGGCCAUGCGCCAUUGCGACAACGGCCCUACUUCUGCGCGUAGUCGGAGAGUUCAAGGGAAGGGAUGCUGCAAAGCUCAUUGAGCGCAUAAAGCAGGUUGGCAGGCGGUUGACAUCGGCGCAACCACGAGAAGUUGUAGUAGGAAACAUCGUACGACGCGUGCUGGGACUGGUACGCGAGGUCGUCGACGAACAUGCUGAAGGGCAAACACCAACGGGAAGCGAACCAGGCCACUCUACACCACAAGCGCACGCGCACGCGCACGCGCAGCACGACUCCCUCCACAGGCCAGCCUUGAACUCGAGCAUAUCCACCUUCAGUCCUCUCAGACAUGCCGUCGCCGAACCCAUGCACGCCAGUGUAUUCACCGACAACGCCUCCGAUGCCAGCGAACCCUCAAGACGGCCCCCAUUACUCACCUCACACACUUCGUAUGCGCCCACCUCCGCCGCUCCUCUGGUACACUCGCUAUUCGGACUCUUCUCUCAGCCAGCAGAUACACCCUCGACUACAAGUACACCCACAGGGCAAGCAUCGCCAAAUGGCAAGAGCACCCUCACAGCACUCAACCUGGAGCGGCUCGAGGGUAUCAACAGGAGCCAAAAUCUGGACCUGAAGGGUGAGGUCAUGGAGGGCAUAAGAGAACUCCAGGAUGAGCUGGAAACAUCAGACAAGCAGAUUGCCGAAGUUGCGCUCGAGCACAUUCACGCCAACGAGAUUAUCCUCACCCACACCGCGUCAACAACCGUCCAGAAGUUCCUCCUGUUCGCUGCAAGAAAGCGCAAGUUUACCGUUGUACACGCCGAAACAUAUCCCCACGAUCACACUGCCACGCAUGGCAUCCUCCUUACCGGUAAGAAGCGAGAAGCGAAUCCAGAUGACGACGAGGACGACGACAAGUGGAAGCCGCUCACCGACGCUGGUAUUCAAGUCUACGUUAUCCCAGACUCACAUGUCUUCGCCAUAAUGUCUCGCGUCAACAAGGUCAUUCUGGCGACGCAUACCGUGCUAGCCAACGGCGGCCUAGUAGCAGCAGCUGGAGCACAUAUGAUUGCAAAGGCUGCAAAGGAGCACCAGACGCCUGUUGUCGUGCUCAGUGGUGUAUACAAGCUCAGCCCAGUCUACCCAUUCGACAUCGACGAGCUGAUCGAGCACGGUGAUGCUGGAAGUGUAGUACCCUACGACGACGGCGAAUUCGUCGACAAGGUCGAUGUUGAGAAUCCCCUGUAUGACUACGUUCCUGCAGACCUUGUGGAUCUCUACAUCACUAACCUUGGCGGACAUGCACCUUCAUACCUGUACCGCAUUGUAGCAGACCACUACCGCUCUGAGGACAUCACUUUCCUAGAACGGAAGUCAAAAGUGCGGGCAGCAGACGAUAUUACACCGUCUAGAGAAGCAAUACUCUGCGCUGCAGUCACGCAGUACCUAAGACCAAUGAGCAACAGCACAAAUUUCCCAUCCAUUCAACUUGAAGCACCACAAGGCUGUAAAGUCACCGCACAUGACCUCCGCCUGAACCCUCUUGCUUCAACAAACCCCAACCUCCACUGCUUACAAGGCAACAUCAGUUCAGAAACCUCCAUCCAGGAUUCAAUCUCCCAAGCUAUCAACCAUUUCUCGCAACCAAUAAGCAUCCUCUGCGCUAAUGCCGGCAUCACCGAUGAGUCCUCUAGCUACUCCAUCUGGGACAUGCCCAGCGACCUCUGGGACCGCACCUAUGCCGUAAACGUGCGUGGUACAUUCUUUACCAUUAAGCAUUUCCUCAAAUCUGUCGAAAAGUCACAGAAAGACACUGGUAAGGAUAUCAAUAAUGUCAGUGUCGUUGUGACGGGGUCAGAGUGUGGGGUUUUCGGUCAAACAGGACAUGUAGAGUAUGCGAGUGGGAAAGCAGGACUACAGUAUGGGCUUGUGAAGACGGUGAAGAACGAGAUUGUAAGGCUUAACAAAAAGGCGAGGAUUAAUGCUGUCGCACCCGGGUGGGUGGAUACUAAGUUGAUUGAGGGGAGACUAGAUGACCCUCGAGAGAUGUGGAGAGAGGCUGAGGCUACUGUUCCACUCAGGAAGAUUGCGCAGCCCACUGAUGUAGCGAGAGCAGCAGCCUUUCUAGCAAGCCAUCGUGCUGCGGGCCAUAUCUCAGGGCAAUGUAUCUCUGUGGAUGGCGGUAUGGAGGGUCGUAUCGUGUGGUCCGAGGACGAAGUUCGCAAAUCGCAUGCAACCACUGUUGAACCAGAGGCACCAUCGAUCAAGGCGACUGGAGAGGGUGAAAUAUUUGGUACUGCCACCGAAGGCGUGUCUCUGGCUAGUAGAAACCCCUCAGCGAUGGUCGCCCCAACCAUGUCGUCUCUCAACAGCCCUCAACCUAGUCACAACCCGAAGAUCAAGAUCCUGCUCUCGGUAGACUUCGAUGCAGUAUCGGGCUGGCUAGGCACUGGUCAACACCCAGACAACAACCUCGCCGAUUACAGUACCGGGUUCUUCAGUGGACAUGUUGGUGUUCCGCGACUCCUCAAACUGUUCGCCAAACACGGCAUCGCCAACAAAGUAACUUGGUUCGUGCCGAUGCACAGCGCUGAGUCAUUUCCUAAAGAGUUCGCCGCAAUCAAGAGCAGUGGUGCGGAGAUAGGUCUACACGGCUACUGCCACGAAGGCGCCCCACAGCUCACUCCAACCCAAGAACGCGAAGUCCUCGAACAUUGCAUAAGCCUCUACCAGGAAUUAUUGGGGAAACGCCCACUGGGUUACCGUGCACCGCUCUACCAACUUCGCGAGAGUACCGUAGAGUUACUAGAAGAAUACUCUUUCCUCUACGACUCCUCUCUCUCCCACCACGACAGCAAACCAUAUUACCUCCCCAAUCUACCACCUAUAAUACCGCCAAAGUACACAGAAGAAGCUUCAGCAAAAGACUGGAUGAAACCUCUCCCCAAACCCAGUGCCCCCACGGUCAAAACACUAGUCGAGAUUCCGGCGAACUGGUACACGGAGGAUAUGACGCCUCUUCAAUACCUCCCUAAUGUCCCCAACUCACACGGCUAUGUUGAUGUACGUGUUAUGGAGAACAUGUGGAAGGAUAAGUUCGAAUGGAUUAGGAGCGAGAUGCAUGACAGUACUGGAGAGAAAGACGUAGUGGUUUUCCCAUUGGUCUUGCAUCCAGAUACGAGUGGUAUGGCGCACGUUAUCGGCAUGAUUGAGAGGGUAAUUCAGUGGUUGAAGGCGUGGGAAGCAGAGGUUGAGUUCUGUACUUAUGAAGAGGCGGCUAUGGGGUGGAAGGAGAAGAAUGCUGUAGAAUGA